UUGCGCCCAGCAAGCAGUCACUCAGUGCAACAGAACUUGUGAGCAUCGAUUGGAAUAAUAAAAAGAGGGAGAGGAAGAACGAGAGCGAGAACAAAAUUCUACAAUUUUUGACGUGAGCCGCAAGGAGAGAACGACGGGAUAAACAAUCACAGAAGGACAUCCUGUUUUAACUAAAGUCUUUUUUUCAGUCUUCUGUUUUUAAGCUUUGACUUGAGAAUAAGCGAUGAUGCUGUGCGGCAUCUUCCUGCUGCUGAUGCUUUGGAGUUGUGAGGGUGGAAUACUGGCAGAGACUCGUGAUGACAACAGUGUUUACGAUUUAUUCGAUCUGGUGCGGGUGGACAAGAGGCACAAUGGGGUGACUUUGGUCAAAGGGGUUGACCCCUACAGCCCGGCGUACAAGGUUCUGAAUGCAGACCUGAUCCCCCCGGUCCCCGACAGCUCCUUCGGGGACCUUAUCGACUCCAUCCAGUCUGAGAGGGGUUUCAUCCUCCUGGCCAACCUGAAGCAGUCCAGGAGGAACAGAGGAAGCCUCCUCACCAUCGAGAAGAAAGACGGCUCCGGUCCCGUGUUGGAGAUCAUCUCCAACGGCAAGGCCAACACUUUGGAUGUCUUCUACUCCACCGGCACCCACCAGCAGCUCGUGUCCAUCGAGGAGGCUCAGUUAGCGACGGGACACUGGAAGAAAAUCACGCUCUUCUUCCAAGACGACCGCGUGCAACUCUUUGUGGGCUGCGAGGAAAUCAACGUGUCCGAGAUGGACGAGACCAUCCAGAAAGUGUUGUCCCAGGAGAUGGCGGACAUGGUCAGGCUCAGGAUUGGGAAGGGUGCAACAAGGGACAAAUUUAUGGGAGUGCUUCAGAAUGUGAGAUUUGUAUUUGGGACGUCCAUGGAGACCGUCCUGAGAAAUAAAGGAUGCCAAAGUGGAGCUGCCUUGACUGACGUCCUGACUCUGGACAAUCCAGUGAACGGCUCCAGCCCUGCCAUUAGGACUGACUACACCGGCCACAAAACUAAAGGUCUACAGUCGUUCUGCGGCCUCUCCUGCGAGGACAUGGCAGGCCUGUUCAACGAACUGCGAGGACUCGGCGUAGUGGUGAAGCGCGUGACCGACGAGCUGCGUAAAGUGACUGAGGUCAGCAACGAGAUUCAAGCGCAAAUCAAGAACCGCAGCACCGUUUGCAUCCACAACGGAGUUGUGCACAAAGACCAAGACGAGUGGACCGUGGACGACUGCACCGAGUGUACCUGCCAGAACUCUGCCACUGUGUGUCGAAAAAUCUCCUGCCCUCUGAUUCCCUGCACCAAUGGCACCGUACCAGAGGGAGAGUGCUGCCCCCGAUGUGGAAAUCCAAAUGACUCUGCAGAGGACGACUGGUCCCCCUGGUCUCAGUGGACCCGCUGUUCGGUGACUUGCGGUCGGGGCAUCCAGCAGCGUGGACGUUCUUGCGAUCGCAUCAACAGCAACUGUGAGGGCACCUCAGUCCAAACACGGGACUGCUUCCCCCAAGAAUGUGACAAACGCUUUAAACAAGACGGAGGUUGGAGCCAUUGGUCUCCCUGGUCUUCAUGCUCUGUGACCUGUGGGGACGGGGUCAUCACUCGCAUACGCCUCUGCAACUCGCCGACACCCCAGAUGGGCGGAAUGGAAUGCCAGGGAGAGGGACGGCAAACUGAAAUCUGCCAAAAGUCGCCUUGUCCCAUCGAUGGAGGUUGGGGCCCUUGGUCACCAUGGGACACGUGCACUGUUACGUGUAAUGGAGGCAUCCAGACCCGUAAACGUCUCUGUUCUGAUCCUGUUCCAAAAUACGGUGGAAAGGACUGUGUUGGUGACAGCACCAUGUCUCAAGUGUGUAACAAGCAGGACUGUCCCAUCGACGGUUGCCUCUCCAACCCGUGCUUCUCUGGUUCAAAGUGUAUCAGCUUCCCUGAUGGCUCGUUCAAGUGUGGCAGGUGUCCGCUGGGCUACAAGGGAAACGGCAUCAUCUGCAAAGACAUUGAUGAGUGCAAGGAGGUCCCCGAUGCUUGCCAUACACACAAUGGAGUCCAUCGCUGCGAGAACACGGAGCCCGGUUACAAUUGCCAGCCGUGCCCUGCUCGUUACUCUGGUCCUCAGCCCUUCGGAAGGGGAGUGGAGCAGGCGACUGCGAAAAAACAGGUUUGCAAACCACGUAACCCAUGCCAAGAUGGUAGCCACAACUGCAACAAAAACGCCAACUGCAUUUACUUGGGCGUCUUCUCCGAGUCCAUGUUCCGCUGUGAGUGCAAGCCGGGGUAUGCCGGCAAUGGCCACAUCUGUGGCGAGGAUACUGAUCUGGAUGGUUGGCCCAACUCUGACCUGUUGUGUGUGGCGAAUGCGACCUACCAUUGCAAGAAGGAUAACUGCCCCAACCUUCCAAAUUCUGGUCAGGAAGAUCACGACAAGGAUGGCCGUGGUGAUGAAUGCGACCACGAUGAUGACAAUGAUGGUAUCCCUGAUGACAGGGACAACUGCCCAAGAGUCUACAACCCCGCCCAGUACGAUGCAGACAGGGAUGAUGUUGGUGACAGCUGUGACAACUGCAUUUUCGAGUCAAACACUGACCAGACUGACACUGACAAUAAUGGGGAGGGGGAUGCCUGCGCUGUGGACAUUGACGGUGAUGGUGUUCUGAAUGAGAAUGACAAUUGCCCAUAUGUUUACAACGUGGAUCAGAGGGACACAGACCGGGACGGGGUGGGAGACCACUGCGAUAACUGCCCUCUCGAGCAUAACCCCGAUCAGACUGACUCAGACUCGGAUCUUGUGGGAGACAAGUGUGACAACAACCAGGACAUUGAUGAGGAUGGCCACCAGAACAAUUUGGACAACUGUCCUUACAUAGCAAAUGCCAACCAGGCAGACCACGACAAGGACGGAAAGGGUGACGCCUGCGACCACGAUGAUGACAACGACGGCAUUCCUGAUGACAAGGACAAUUGCCGGCUGGCCUUUAACCCCGAUCAACUGGACACUGAUGGUGACGGCCGAGGCGACGUGUGCAAAGAUGAUUUCGACCAAGACAACGUCCUAGAUAUUUAUGAUGUCUGCCCAGAAAACUUUGCCAUUAGCGAAACUGACUUCCGCCGAUUCCAGAUGGUUCCCCUUGAUCCCAAAGGCACCUCCCAGAUUGAUCCCAACUGGGUGGUCAGACAUCAGGGCAAGGAGUUGGUGCAGACUGUCAACUGCGACCCUGGCAUUGCUGUUGGUUUUGAUGAGUUCAGCGCCGUCGACUUCAGUGGAACAUUCUUUGUCAACACAGACCGAGAUGAUGACUACGCUGGUUUUGUGUUUGGCUACCAGUCAAGUUCUCGAUUCUACACAGUCAUGUGGAAGCAGAUCACGCAGACCUACUGGUCUCACACUCCCACGAGGGCUCAAGGGUACUCAGGUCUGUCCAUCAAAGUGGUCAACUCCACCACCGGCCCUGGUGAGCACCUGAGGAACGCACUGUGGCACACUGGAGACACACCAGGACAGGUUCGUACUUUGUGGCACGACCCCAAGAACAUUGGCUGGAAGGACUUCACCGCCUACAGAUGGCACCUGAUCCAUAGACCAAAGAGUGGACUUAUCAGAGUGGUGAUGUACGAGGGCAAGAGAAUCAUGGCCGACUCUGGAAACAUUUACGACAAAACCUACGCUGGGGGACGACUAGGGUUGUACGUCUUCUCUCAGGAGAUGGUUUACUUCUCUGACCUGAAAUAUGAAUGUAGAGAUGCAUAAUCCAAUUCAUAAGACACAUCCUGACAGAAGGACGUCUAUCAACUUGAUGAUACAAUCUAAGCAACGUUGGAGGAAUGAUGAGCAAAAGCAGUAGCGUGAGGUAACGUGACCUCAGGACUCAAAACCCAAAUGAAAGAUCAAUGAUACUUCUGCACCAAAAUUCAUAUUGCGAGCGCAGCUCUGCUCAGAAGAAUUUGGCCCCUUCCUUUUCAGCCAUAAAGGCGGUGGUAGGGGAGGGGAUGGAAACCACAUGUAUUGCUUUGCACACCUGAACUUUGCCGGUAUCCCUCUGGAAAGGAAGGAGGAUUCUUGUUUUCAUUUAUUUUCAUCCUCGAGCAUUAAUCUACAUCUGCUGUGGACUCUUAGAUAUUUGUUUUGAAGAAAGCAGUAGGAGAACUUUCUUUGACUGGGGGACUAUUCCUCCUUGAAGGAGCCAAUGAGGGACCGCGGACAGUUUAGAAUGACUGAAAUGAUCUACGAUUGUAGGUGUGGUUUGAAUGAAUGUGCACGUGUAUUAGCUUCUAAAAAGUAUGACCAAAAACAAAAGGGCUAUUUUUUUUUUUUAACCGCCAUUCUGCUCAGUCACCUCUCCAAACCUUAUUAUAGGUCUUCUACAUAGGGUUGGCCAAACGGUAGAACUUCUCAGGUUAAGAGCACAAAAAGGAGAGCACAGGGCCCAAAGCAAGUAUAUCUUGUAAUGCUUUGGAACAAUGAUUUUUGGCAAAUAAUAUGUAGUUCAUCUAUGAUAUUUUAUGAAUAUUUGAAGGGACAAAAUAGCAGGGACGGGCAUAAUUAUUGAUUGAUUGUGAAGGGGGGCACGACUGUUCCAUCGUUCAGAAUUAAAUCGAAUGUAGGGUGAUGAAUUGUAGCUUGGCGCAACUGAAGCAAAAUGAAGUGCACUACGUAAUGCAAUCAGCAGAGGCGCUGUUGAGUUUCAGCGAGUUGCUGUCUCAAGGAGUGGAAUGACGCCAUGUAGCAACUCCUUCUUUGCUCAGUAUUGUAACAGGUCAGAAUUUUUCCUUUGAGAUUAUUUAUGUAAAUCCACACUCCAUCAAAUGUCCAUCCCUGGUAACAAAAAAAAAAAAAAAAAAAGGGAGACCCAAAACAAAUACUUGUUUUUUGUUUUGUUUUUUAAACUCUAAUCUUAUUCUACCCAUGAAUAAACAUUAGACCCUGGACCCUGUUUUGUGUGCGCGCAGCUUGCAUGACAGGCGUGCCGGAGCUUGUUUGUAUAUUUUUGAACAAGAAAACACAAAAGGAUGUCCUUUGAGUACAAAUAUUACCUCAUGAUUUUUGUAUUGAGGCCAGCAAGAGACAAAAACAUCACUUUUCCUAGAACAAAUUUAAUGGCUUCAACUUUUUUUUUUUUCUAUCAGUCAUGUGCUGUAUAUAAAAUAUUUUUCUAGGGGAGGAAAAAAAGAAGCCCAAGCAGAAAAAAAAUUAAGGAAAUGUUGUCUUGAUGAUGUUGUCCUAAGUGUAUUUUCCAGUGCCUUUGUUUUGAUAAAUUAUUAUGAUAUUGAAGUUAUGUCAUUUGUGUAGAUAUAUGCUAUUUAAAUAAUUUAUCUCGGAGCGUAGCCUUGUGGAAACGCUCGUCUGUAUAAAAUCAUUUGCACACUGAUACGAGGAUGCCUUUUUAUUUUGAUGAUGCUUUUCCAUAAACAUUUGUACUAUAGUUUUUACCGAGAGCCGUGCUGUUUAUACUCCUACUGUUAUUUUAUGAUGUCAAGAGAAAAAUAAACGGUUCCAGGAAGAAGUACCUCUCA
This is a messenger RNA of Syngnathoides biaculeatus (alligator pipefish), 5505 nucleotides long. RefSeq names its product thrombospondin-1-like. The transcript is spliced from 22 exons. Bases 224 to 3742 code for a protein of 1172 amino acids. Gene Ontology annotation, molecular function: calcium ion binding; protein binding. Lineage: Eukaryota; Metazoa; Chordata; Actinopteri; Syngnathiformes; Syngnathidae. Gene Ontology annotation, cellular component: extracellular region. The record is from RefSeq and is a predicted model, not a curated record. Gene Ontology annotation, biological process: cell adhesion; negative regulation of angiogenesis.